This is a messenger RNA of Colletotrichum aenigma, 2076 nucleotides long. It is a transcript of the gene rec14, whose product is annotated as Meiotic recombination protein rec14. Bases 1 to 2076 code for a protein of 691 amino acids. The transcript is spliced from 5 exons. Lineage: Eukaryota; Fungi; Ascomycota; Sordariomycetes; Glomerellales; Glomerellaceae. Gene Ontology annotation, cellular component: Cdc73/Paf1 complex. The record is from RefSeq and is a predicted model, not a curated record. Gene Ontology annotation, molecular function: protein binding.
AUGUUCACUGCUCAAACUGCGACGAAGUAUCCAUAUACCGGCUUGGUAGACCUUCCGGUUGAGAUUAUUCUCCAAAUCGUCACUUACAUCAGCCCUCCCAGUAAGUCGCAUCUGCGGUUGCCUUUUGGCUACACACUCCACAGGACAAAUCUUCGAGACGGCAUUCGAGACCUCAAAAACCUGACGCUAUCAUGCACGAGGCUAUACGACAUGCUCCAGCCGACCCUGUACACCCAAAGUGGUCAAGAUGACUGGUACGCUCUUCGUUGGGGCGCUUUCCACGGCCUGACCCGGACGAUGGAAGACGCAUUCCUGGCCGGAGCACCGUUAAACUGGGUGUACGAUGAUGUCGACGACUAUCAUGCCAACAGCUACUGUCGAUGUGGCCGCUUCGACGGCGGCCCUGCUUGGUCGAACAACUCCGUAUGCUGCACGCUCUUCUAUGAGAAAAAGCCCACCGGAACCCGGACUGGGAGAAAUACUCUCUUUGACUCCCUGAACCCGGUCGACCCGCAAUCCAGACUUGACUGUGACGAGAUCCCAUACGCUGGCUACAGAAUCCGGGAAGUCUUCGACUUUUUGCACGAGCAUGGACUGCCCAUCCUCUAUUCCCACCUUGACGCGGAGACAUCUAUGAGAGUGCCUCCGGUGAUCAAGGCCGUUCGAGGGCCGAACCCAGAAGCAGUGAGCUUGAUCGUCCAAGAGGGCGCGGACCCGAAUGCUCGCUGUUGGUUAGGACCAGUUCCCCAAGGCUUUAGAUCCGAUAGAAGAUUAGAUGGGCACCUUCCACUGACCUAUGCAUGUUCCAUGGUCGAUGAUGAGGAUGGCCUAUACGAAAUCGUCCUGGAACUGCUCAAGGGGGGCGCCAGCCCGAUGCUGAGAGAUCUGCAGGGCCUCACGCCGCUACAUGAGCUGUCGCGCAACACUUACGACGAAGCAACUGCAAGACUGCUCAUCAAUUUCGGGGCGAACGCCAAUGGCCUGGACGCCAAUGGAUGGAUUCCAUUACACCAUGUUUGUGCACAGGCACCACCGCAGCACCCACCGUUUCGCGCGUUUGCGAGCGUUUGCGUUCAAAAGAGAACACCAUUGGUCAAGCUUUUGCUGAGCAGAGGAGCUGACAUAGAAGCCAGAACCCGCCAGUAUGGCCAGGAGCAGGCCCACAUAACCGACAUCUUCGGGCUCGCUGCUACACCCCGAGCCGUUCUCUCGGCCAGCGGUUCUUCGACCCUUCAUGUCCACCACACCGCCGACCCUGCGAUCCCCAUCACUCAGUCCAUCAGCGGUGCCCACAAGCUCGGCUGUCACCACAUCUGCACCUCGCGCGAUGGCCGUGUAGCUGCCAGCGCGGGCUUUGCCGGCGAGCUGAAGGUCUGGGUCGUCGACAAGGACACGGGUGAGUGGAAGCUUCACUCGGAGGUCACCGAUCAGAACUCCAAGGCGGGCGAGACAUGGGCCAUUGCGCUCAGCGAGGACGGCAAGUUCCUGGCAGGCACAACAUAUGACGGCCGGAUAAACGUGUGGGACAUUGGCGAAGAGGGAACGCCCAAGAUCCGGGAGUAUGAGACGGGAAGCCCUGGCUCAGGCAGCUUCGGCAUGUCGGUCGACUUGAGCAGAGACGGAAAGUUCACUGCGAGCGGACACCAGAACGGUUCCGUGUACCUCUUCAACAAUGACACCGGUCGGCUUGCGUCCUCCCUGCCUGGAUUGGCCAAGCCCGUUCGCGCGGUGGCAUUCUCUCCAGGCAACACGAGGCUGGCCGCCGCCGGCGACUCUUCAAUCAUUGCCAUCUACGAUCUCAAGCACGGCGAGCAAGUCGGUAACCUGACUGGCCAUUCUUCGUGGAUCACGUCCAUUGACUGGAGCGACACUGGCGAAUACCUUCUGAGCGGAGCGAUGGACGGCAAGGUCAAGGUUUGGUCAGUCGAGCGCUAUGCCUGCGUAGCUACGCACAGCGAGACGGAUAAGGCACUGUGGUCUGUCAAGUGGCUUCCCAAGACCGGAAGGAGUGAGAUGUUCUGCACUGCCGGAGCAAACAGGAGCAUCUCGUUUUACAGAGAGGCCACUGGAGCGUAG